Messenger RNA from Drosophila nasuta, 1455 nucleotides. It is a transcript of the gene Gr28a, whose product is annotated as Gustatory receptor 28a. Gene Ontology annotation, biological process: sensory perception of taste; male courtship behavior; chemosensory behavior. Gene Ontology annotation, cellular component: membrane; dendrite; neuronal cell body. The record is from RefSeq and is a predicted model, not a curated record. NCBI's taxonomy places the organism in Eukaryota, Metazoa, Arthropoda, Insecta, Diptera, Drosophilidae.
AUGGUUUUGAAACUCUGGGUGGGCAUUUCCCAGGCGGACAACGUAUUCCAAUCGCUACGUCCGCUAACCUACAUCUCUCUGGUGGGUCUGGCACCAUUUCGACUGAAUCUGAAUGCGGACAAGGAAGUGCAUACGUCCACAUACUCCUUUAUUGCCGGCAUUGUGCACUAUUUGUUCUUUGUGGGCUGCUUCAUCUCAUCGAUUCGGGAGGGUGACUCCAUCAUCGGAUACUUCUUUCAGACAAACAUAACGAAACUGAGCGAUAGCACAUUGAGAUUGACAGGUAUCAUUGCCAUGUCCACGAUAUUCGGUUUCGCAAUGUUCAGGCGUCAGAAACUGGUCAGCAUAAUCCAAAACAACAUUGUGGUGGAUGAAAUUUUUGUACGGCUCGGCAUGAAGUUGGACUAUCGACGCAUCUUAUUGUUUAGUUUUCUUAUUUCCCUGGGCAUGGUGAUCUUCAAUGUGAUCUAUUUGUGUGUGAGUUUUAGUUUGCUAAUCAGUGCUACAAUUUCGCCAUCAUUUGUCACAUUCAUGGCCUUUGCUCUGCCGCACAUCAACAUUAGUUUAAUGGUCUUCAAGUUUCUUUGCACCACUCACUUGGCGCAAAGUCGAUUUAGCAUGGUGAAUGAGAUUUUACAAGACAUUCUAGAUGCCCAUAUUGAACAGAAUGCCGCUCUAGAGUUGUCACCAAUGCAUUCGGCAGUCAAUCACCAGCGUUGUGCGCAUCGUCUACGGAAUAUGAUCAGCACACCAAUGCAACGCUACAGUGUUACCUCGAUUAUACGCCAGAAUCCGGACUACGCCAUGAAACAAGUAUCUAAUAUACACAAUCUGUUGUGCGAUAUUUGUCAGACUAUCGAGGAGUACUUCACCUAUCCGCUGUUGGGCAUCAUUGCCAUCUCAUUUCUAUUUAUACUCUUUGAUGAUUUCUACAUUUUGGAAGCGAUGAUGAAUCCCAAGCGCUUGGAUUACUUUGAAGCCGAUGAAUUUGCCUUCUUCUUAAUCCAAAUGAUAUGGUACAUUGUCAUUAUUUUUCUUAUUGUGGAGGCCAGCAGUAAAACCAUUAGGCAUAGCAGUUAUAGUGCAGCUAUUGUUCACAAGAUUCUUAAUAUUACCGAUGAUCUGGAACUGCGCGAUCGCCUCUUUCGCUUGUCUCUGCAGUUGUCGCAUCGCAAAGUCAGCUUUACGGCCGCAGGAUUGUUUCGCUUGGAUCGUACGCUUAUAUUUACGAUAACUGGCGCAGCCACUUGCUACCUCAUCAUACUUAUACAGUUUCGAUCCAUGCAUGAGACUCAAUCUGCCACUAAUGCUACGAACAAUAUGUAACAAUUUCGAAGUUGACUCAAACUAUUUAUGUAUGUGCUGCAUCCUAUUUUAUGAAACGAUUUGUUAACCUGCUUAAUCUGUCAUUUAUUGCACUUCUGACAAUAGAUGUAUAAUGCCUGUAUACUUAUC